AUGGAAGCUCAUCUCAUGGAGGGCGGAAGCCAUUACAGGACUGAGGGCUCUGCAGUGCGAGUAGAAGACCGACACGACGAGAAGCUGCCGUCGAAAGGACCGCGGUUCGGAGAUGGCAGAGCUGCGGUGGAUCAGGAGGUGGUGUCUCCGGAUUCAGGGGAUACAGAGACAGCAUAUGGUAGUGGUGGUGUGAGAGGUCACCAAUCCGUGAGUAGUGGCGAUGGGGAGCUUCCCGGCGAUGAAGACUCCGACGACGAAUCACAUCUCCGUGACGAUAAAACCUUCGACGAGGGUUCCGGCAGCUCCAAUCGCAAGCAUCCAAACAAGGGGCCGAAGGUUCCAACAUGUCCGGAGUGCGGCAAGACCUUCCCAUCAGAUAAAUCACUGUUUGGCCACUUGAGGUGCCACCCGGAGAGGGAUUACAGAGGAGCUAUUCCGCCUCCCGGCGCAAGGAAGAAGUCACGAUCGAACGCGUAUUCUUCGGUCGCAAGAGGGCCACCUGUGACGAAGUGGUCGACCCCGAAAAAGGGUGGAAAAGGGGCCGCCGUCGAUGAAGAUUCCGUUGUCGUUGUUGCUAAAGCCUUGUUGCUUCUGGCUGAUGGAAAGCCAUGGGGUCAAGAGACUCCCACCGUCGAGAAAGAAGCACCUGAGACGAAACAGUUUAUGAACACUCGUUUUGGUGGCACUGAUGUCUUAGCUGAUCGGAGCUACGGGAAUGAAGUGAUAUCAAGCUACAACAGUGGUAGUAAGAAGAGGAAGAUCAAAGAGCAAGCGAACGAUUCUGGCACGCCUACACGUUGUCGAAGAUAUCAGUGUAGUAUUUGCUUCAAGACGUUCGCUUCUCACCAAGCACUCGGGGGACACAUAGCCAGCCACAACAAGAACAAGAGCAAUGUCCAAGAAGCUCCCAUCGCCGCUGAAAACGGGUGUGUCCAUAUUGCGCCCAAUGCAGUCAGCAAAGCGGCAACAGCGGAACACCGAUGCACGAUCUGCAACCUGACAUUCUCGACCGGGCAGGCUCUCGGUGGCCACAUGAGACGCCACUUCAAUGAACUACAGAAUCAAGCUUUGUCAUCCUCAGCACACUCAUCUGAGAGCGACAAGGGAGCAAACCACGGGAUGUUACAGAACGGAGCUCCAUCAUCUCCGGCAAACUCAUCCGAAAGAUACAAGAGAGCAAUCCGUGGCAUGUUUGACUUCGAUCUCAAUGAAGUGCCUGAUCUCUAA
Musa acuminata AAA Group (dessert banana) is the source of this 1227-nucleotide messenger RNA. RefSeq lists its product as uncharacterized. Bases 1 to 1227 code for a protein of 408 amino acids. The transcript has a single exon. Lineage: Eukaryota; Viridiplantae; Streptophyta; Magnoliopsida; Zingiberales; Musaceae. The record is from RefSeq and is a predicted model, not a curated record.